AGCCGGCGUCCGACGCGAGUGCUCAAUGCAUAUUUGCUUGCGUUUUCACUGGCGAAGGCUGUUCUAUGAAAAUGAGGAAGCCUGAUGCAACCCUUGGUGAUUGUUGGUAGCAGCGGUCGCGAGCGCGAAACAGUCCACAUCCGGCGCACGUCAGGACCCGAAGGUCUAAAGCAAUUGCCUAUAAAUUACCUCAGAUUGUUCUUAUCGGACCAGUACGUUUUUGACAGCAGGCGGUCAGUGCGUCUCCGCGAAAAUGAAUUGCUUCUUAGCGAUAACGUGUCUUUUGGCUGUGACGGCAUCAACAAAGGCCGAUGGGGGAGUCGGAUUGGAGGGGCUUGUUUAUGCCCCUGGACACGCUUCUGCCGAUUAUUAUGCGUAUCCAAGGUAUGCAUUUGAAUACGCAGUGAAAGAUCCUCACACAGGAGACAACAAAGCGCAGUGGGAGAAGAGAGACGGAGACGUAGUCAAGGGUGCCUACUCAUUGGUGGAGCCUGACGGUAGCCUUCGAGUAGUGGAAUACUGGGCAGACGACAAGUCUGGCUUCAACGCGGUCGUGAAGCGCGUUGGUCCCAACCUGCACCCAGUGGUAGCGCCCGCCCCGAUCUACAAAGCACCCAUCCCAGUUCUGGAGAGCCACGGACCUAUUGCACCGAUCUCCGUUGGACCCAUAGCGAAAUACCACGGCCUGGCCAGCGCUCCACUUAUCACAGGACCAGUCGGGCCAGUCUUGGGAGGACACGCCAUUUCCUCUGCGGCUGUGUACAAGCCAGCUUCAGUCCCGAUCAUCAAAGCUCCAGUAGCCCCUAUUCUAUCCGCGCCUAUCUUGCCAGCUCCGAUUGCCCACGCUCCGAUCGGCCCGGCCCCAAUCGCUCACGGACCUAUUCUAGCGCCGGCACCAAUUUACAAAUCAGCACCAGUGCUCGCUCCUCUGCCGGGACCUAUCCUAUCUGCGCCUUACGGUUUAUCGUCUCUGGGCGGCUGGGGAGGUCUCUACAAGGGCGGUUUGGGAGCUGGCUACCUGGAUGACCUAGGUCACGGUCUGCUGAACAAGGGAGGUCCCAUUCUACCGCCACUAGAUCUUGGCUACGGCCCCGACCUGGGAUACAAACACUAAGAAACCAGCCUGCAUGCCUGACGUACUUGUUAAUCUAUUUGCCGCUACCCGUUCCUUUACUUUUCCUCCCCCGAAAAACGAU
Ostrinia furnacalis (Asian corn borer) is the source of this 1196-nucleotide messenger RNA. RefSeq names its product cuticular protein RR-2 motif 135 (gene CPR135). Gene Ontology annotation, cellular component: extracellular matrix. The transcript is spliced from 4 exons. The coding region runs from base 254 to 1114 and encodes 286 amino acids. NCBI's taxonomy places the organism in Eukaryota, Metazoa, Arthropoda, Insecta, Lepidoptera, Crambidae. The record is from RefSeq and is a predicted model, not a curated record.